This is a messenger RNA of Lepus europaeus (European hare), 6048 nucleotides long. It is a transcript of the gene ASAP1, whose product is annotated as ArfGAP with SH3 domain, ankyrin repeat and PH domain 1. The record is from RefSeq and is a predicted model, not a curated record. Lineage: Eukaryota; Metazoa; Chordata; Mammalia; Lagomorpha; Leporidae. Gene Ontology annotation, molecular function: GTPase activator activity; protein binding. The coding region runs from base 115 to 3504 and encodes 1129 amino acids. The transcript has 30 exons. Gene Ontology annotation, cellular component: cytoplasm. Gene Ontology annotation, biological process: positive regulation of GTPase activity.
GCUGCCGGGGCGCGGGCGUGUGCGCCGCCGCUGGGGAGCCGGCGCCGAGCCCGCGAUGGAAUAAUGCCCAGCCGCCCGCCCGGUCCCGGUCAUUUCUGAUGUGACGGCUGAGACAUGAGAUCUUCAGCCUCCAGGCUCUCCAGUUUUUCGUCGAGAGAUUCACUAUGGAAUCGGAUGCCGGACCAGAUCUCCGUGUCCGAGUUCAUCGCCGAGACCACCGAGGACUACAACUCGCCCACCACGUCCAGCUUCACCACGCGGCUGCACAACUGCAGGAACACAGUCACGCUGCUGGAGGAGGCUUUAGACCAAGAUAGAACAGCCCUGCAGAAAGUGAAGAAGUCUGUAAAAGCAAUAUAUAAUUCUGGACAAGAUCAUGUUCAAAAUGAAGAAAACUAUGCCCAAAUUCUUGAUAAGUUUGGGAGUAAUUUUUUAAGCCGCGACAACCCUGAUCUUGGCACCGCUUUUGUCAAGUUUUCAACUCUGACAAAGGAAUUGUCCACACUGCUGAAAAAUCUGCUCCAGGGCUUGAGCCACAAUGUGAUCUUCACCUUGGAUUCCCUGUUAAAAGGAGACCUAAAGGGAGUCAAAGGAGAUCUCAAGAAGCCGUUUGAUAAAGCCUGGAAGGAUUAUGAGACAAAGUUUACAAAAAUUGAGAAGGAGAAAAGGGAGCACGCAAAGCAGCACGGCAUGAUCCGCACGGAGAUAACAGGAGCCGAGAUCGCAGAGGAAAUGGAGAAGGAACGGCGUCUGUUUCAGCUGCAGAUGUGCGAAUAUCUAAUUAAAGUUAAUGAAAUCAAGACCAAAAAGGGUGUGGAUCUGCUACAGAAUCUUAUCAAAUAUUAUCAUGCACAAUGCAAUUUCUUCCAGGAUGGCUUGAAAAUAGCUGAUAAACUGAAACAGUACACUGAAAAAUUGGCUGCUGACUUAUAUAAUAUAAAACAGACGCAGGAUGAAGAAAAGAAACAGUUAACUGCACUCCGAGACUUAAUAAAAUCAUCUCUUCAACUUGAUCAGAAAGAGGAUUCCCAGAGCCGGCAAGGAGGUUACAGCAUGCACCAGCUCCAGGGAAACAAGGAAUAUGGCAGUGAGAAGAAGGGCUACCUACUGAAGAAGAGUGAUGGGAUCCGGAAAGUGUGGCAGAGAAGGAAAUGUGUUGUCAAGAAUGGAAUUCUGACCAUCUCACAUGCUACAUCCAACAGGCAACCGGCUAAGGUGAACCUUCUCACCUGCCAAGUGAAACCAAAUGCUGAGGACAAGAAGUCUUUUGACCUGAUAUCACAUAAUAGAACGUAUCACUUUCAGGCAGAAGAUGAACAGGAUUAUGUAGCGUGGGUAUCAGUAUUGACAAAUAGCAAGGAAGAGGCCCUAACCAUGGCCUUCCGGGGAGAGCAGAGCACAGGAGAGAACAGCUUGGAGGACCUGACCAAGGCCAUUAUCGAGGAUGUGCAGCGGAUUCCUGGGAAUGAUGUCUGCUGCGACUGUGGCUCUUCAGAACCCACCUGGCUUUCAACCAACUUGGGUAUUUUGACCUGUAUAGAAUGUUCCGGCAUCCAUAGAGAAAUGGGGGUUCAUAUUUCUCGCAUUCAGUCUUUGGAGCUAGACAAAUUAGGCACUUCUGAACUCUUGCUGGCCAAGAAUGUGGGGAACAAUAGUUUUAAUGAUAUUAUGGAAGCAAAUUUACCCAGUCCCUCACCUAAACCCACCCCUUCCAGUGAUAUGACUGUUCGGAAGGAAUAUAUCACUGCAAAAUAUGUAGAUCAUAGGUUUUCAAGGAAGACCUGCUCAUCAGCAGCAGCUAAACUGAAUGAAUUGCUUGAGGCUAUCAAAUCCAGGGAUUUACUUGCACUAAUUCAAGUCUAUGCAGAAGGAGUUGAGCUCAUGGAACCACUCCUGGAAUCAGGACAGGAACUUGGGGAGACAGCCCUUCAUCUUGCAGUCCGAACUGCCGACCAGACAUCUCUCCAUUUAGUUGACUUUCUUGUACAAAACUGUGGGAACCUGGACAAGCAGACGGCCCUGGGGAACACAGUCCUCCACUACUGUAGUCUCUAUGGUAAACCUGAGUGUCUGAAGCUGCUUCUCAGGAGCAAGCCCACCAUGGACAUCGUGAACCAGGCUGGAGAAACUGCCUUGGACAUAGCAAAGAGACUAAAAGCUACCCAAUGCGAAGAUCUGCUUUCCCAAGCUAAGUCUGGAAAAAUCAAUCCACAUGUCCAUGUGGAAUAUGAAUGGAAUCUUCGACAGGAGGAGAUGGAUGAAAGUGAUGAUGAUCUGGACGACAAACCAAGCCCUGUCAAGAAAGAGCGCUCACCCAGGCCACAGAGCUUCUGCCACUCCUCCAGCAUCUCCCCACAAGACAAGCUGACGCUGUCGGGCUUCAGCACUCCCAGGGACAAGCAGCGGCUCUCCUACGGAGCCUUCACCAACCAGAUCUUCGUGUCCACUAGCACAGAUUCACCCACAUCACCAACCGCGGAGGCGCCCCCUCUGCCUCCUAGAAACGCCGGGAAAGGUCCAACUGGCCCACCUUCAACACUCCCUCUAAGCACCCAGACCUCUAGUGGCAGCUCCACCCUAUCCAAGAAGAGGCCUCCUCCCCCACCACCCGGACACAAGAGAACCCUGUCCGACCCUCCCAGCCCACUACCUCAUGGGCCCCCAAACAAAGGCGCAGUUCCUUGGGGAAACGAUGUGGGCUCCUCAUCUUCAAGUAAGACUGCAAACAAGUUUGAAGGGCUCUCUCAGCAGUCGAGCGCCAGUUCUGCAAAGACUGCCCUUGGCCCAAGAGUUCUUCCUAAACUACCUCAGAAAGUGGCACUAAGGAAAACGGAAACCAGCCAUCAUCUGUCCCUAGACAAAGCCGGUGUCCCGCCUGAAAUCUUUCAGAAAUCAUCACAGUUGGCAGAGCUGCCACAAAAGCCACCAUCUGUAGACCUGUCCCCGAAGCCAACAGAACUGGCUCCCAGGCCCCAAAUUUCAGAUCUGCCACCUAAGCCCGGAGAGCUACCCCCCAAGCCCCAGCUGGGUGACCUGCCCCCGAAGCCCCAGCUCUCAGACUUGCCUCCUAAGCCACAGAUGAAGGACCUGCCCCCCAAACCGCAGCUAGGAGACCUGCUGGCCAAGUCCCAGCCUGGAGAUGUCGCGCCCAAGCCGCCGGAGGUCACACAGAAGGCGCACCCAGAUCUCUCCCCAAAUGUGCAUCCCAAGGACGCCAUCCAGAAGCAGGCCUCCGAAGACUCCAAUGACCUCAUCACACCCACUCUGCCAGAGACGCCGAUACCACUGCCCAGAAAAAUCAACACGGGGAAAAAUAAAGUGAGGCGCGUGAAGACCAUUUACGACUGCCAGGCAGACAACGAUGACGAGCUCACGUUCAUCGAGGGAGAGGUGAUCAUCGUCACAGGGGAAGAGGACCAGGAGUGGUGGAUUGGGCACAUCGAGGGACAGCCUGAAAGGAAGGGGGUCUUUCCAGUGUCCUUUGUCCACAUCCUGUCCGACUAGCAGAAAGCUGACCCGUGAGAUCGUCCACCUCCUUCCUGCGAGACUGCUGCCUCCUUGUAAUGAGUCCUGUGCACAACGUGUAUAUAGCUGCUGUUACAGGGUCAGAAACUCGUGGAAGGGCACCUCGGGAGGGAAAUAGACUAUGUGUUGUAAAUACCCUGUGGUCUUCUUCCUUCGCCAGUGGUAGGGUAGCCUUGGGACCCAGCGCGCCUUACUGGUUUGCCAAAGCCAUCCUUGGCAUCUAGCACUUACAUCUCUCUCUCUGUGCUGUUUUCCAUGCAAACAACAAGAAUAUAGGAACUGCUGGCUUUGCAAGUAGAAAUCGUUUCCAGCAACCGUUGAAGGGCAUAGAAUUAACUCUCUGUUCCUAACAAUGCAGUAUUCUCUGUUGUGUUACUGAAAAUGCAACAUUAGCGAAGAGGUGGGUUCUGUUCUCCAGGUGAAACUCUCGGCUCCGUGACAGACCAGCCUGUAGUUAACCUAUCUGUGUACACAGUUUACAGCUACAAAAACCUACUGUGGUAUUUAUUACAGAAAAGUGCUCAGUUACAUGUAAGUGUUACUCCUUCAGUGAAAUACUCACCGACUGACCCAACACUCUUUGUGGCAUUUUAAAUGCACACAGCCUCAUACAGGUUUAGAUGAGUGGAUUUAUACUGUCUUAUGAUGAUGAGUGCCCGCCCCUGAGAUAUUACCUCAUUAUGCAAAAAUAACAUAUCCUUCAUGUCUAUUUUGACAAAAAGUUUAAAACACACCUGAUUAAGUUCGACUUUCAGGAACCAAGGACCACCAAAAAAUACUAGCCUCUCCAUUAUGCAUGCAUCUAGAAGCUUACCUGAAAUCUGCCUUUUAUAAAGGAAUAGUAUGGAUAAGUGGAACUGUACAUUUUUCUAAACUUGAUUGCCAUUAAAGCAGAAAUUAUAAGGUUGCAACAAUACUCGUUUCUGGUCAGUCAUUCGGCCUUCUCCCGAGUGUGGAUUGGCAGCCUCGUUGAGCGUGUCAAAGCAUCCAGUGUGCCCAUUUUCAGUCCUUUUUCUCAGUUUUGUUCUUGGAGAAACAUCAACUCUUAAAAGGUCAUUCACGUGGAGAACUUUAGCAUCAGAGUCAGUUCCCCGCCACAGAGUCCGGGUGCCGAAAUCAAGCUUGCUUUCCAUGCUCUCGCUCUCGCUCUCGCCCGGUCGUAGGUGAGUUUUCCAGCGUUCAGCUCUCCUGUACACACGUCACCGCCCAGCCCAUUCCUCACCAGGGCUCUGAUCGCUGCUGUGAGUUGCGCUCUCCCUGCCAGGAGUCCCUCCCCUCCCUGUUCUCUCUUCAGCCCAGCCUUGUUUGUCAUCAGACCAUUAAGACCCUUGUGAGCAUCCCGGGCCGCGCUUCAUCCAGAUUUGGGGAAAGAACGGGAGAGCUGUACCCUGCGGCCUGUGGGACCACAUUACAUCGGCUUCAGCUGCUCUUUUGGCAACAGCACAGAAGACUAGUAUUUUUAAGCAGAUGAUCUUGGCAUUGAAGGAGAAAUGUUCAUUUCACAGAAGCACAACUCCCAACCACACCCUUAGGAGAAGCCCUCUGUCAUCCAGAGUCAAGUGCUCAGUGAAUUAUCAAUUUAGUUCUGCGUAAGUGGUUACUAUGAAAACUGAAUACUCACCUCCUCAUAACGAAACCUUGCAUGACAAACCUGCAGAAUAUUUUAUCAGCUGUUACUGGUAGAUGACUUUGAGCAAUUGCUUCCUCAGUGUCAGGGCACGUGUGCAUUGCCACAGCAGACCGAGAGCACGGGCUCGCAGCCACACGCACGUCUGGGACUGGCGACAUCUCAGCCACACUGGUGUCAGGACAGGAAGUCCGCAUCCAAAGUUGCUCAGUGUCCCAGUUCACCCAUUCACAUGAUUGAAGAGCUGUUCUUCUGUGGCCUGAUCUCAAACAGGUGUUUUUUUUUUUAAAGCAAAAGUUACACGUCUAAAUGACACAGUGUCAAUAUCCUUUUUUUUUUUCCAGCUUACACACAUGCAUUGUUUUAACUUUUUGAAAUUUUUUUGGCUGGUUUUGUCUUUGUUUUCCAUCAGGAAUUUGAGUUCUCUCUAGUCCAGUUUACUGUGGGACAUAGGAAAAAUAGAAAUACCUUCGGCAAUCUUGUUGAGUUGAAAUCUGAUCUUGUUCUUAAACUCAGUGAGCCACUAUCUGCAAUUUUGUACAUGAUAUAGUAUUUUGAAGGUAUGAAACCUUACAAAGAAAAUAGCAAAUUAGUUGUUUCCUUCAGAAGGGCAAGUUCUAUUCUGCAAAUAGUAUGUGUCUUGUUUGACUGUUGAACAGCAAUUGCUAUUUAUUUUUUUAAUGCCUAGAACUUCAACAUGUUGUACAGGAACCCGUAGUGCCACUAGUGAAAGCCCGAGUUCUCAUCUGGAUGUGACCACCAAGCGUCAGUACACUUGUCAUUUCACAUGUAUUUAAUGUGAGUUUUUCAGUACUGUAUGUGUUCAUUUCUACCUUUUUUAAUAUUUAAAAUUGCUUUUAAAUAAACAUAUUCUCAGUUGAUCCCAAAUAUCUGAA